Molecule: messenger RNA, 2850 nt
Organism: Pelobates fuscus (common spadefoot toad)
Lineage: Eukaryota; Metazoa; Chordata; Amphibia; Anura; Pelobatidae
Gene: PLEKHO2
Product: pleckstrin homology domain containing O2
Exons: 6
Coding region: 82-1917 (611 amino acids)
Biological process (GO): macrophage apoptotic process
Source: RefSeq, a predicted model, not a curated record
UGCAUGGAGGAGGACAUCUGGCUUCCCUUCCUGUAGAGGAGGCUCAGGGCUGGGAGAGCGAAUCCUGGGGACAGGCUGACCAUGGAAGAUGGUGUGAAGGGGAACAGUAACACCACUCCAGUGUCUCAGGUUCCCGUCAAGGCUGGAUGGUUAAAGAGAAGUAGCGGGUUGCUAGGCCUGUGGAAAGAACGCUACAUUCUGCUACUUAAAACACAGCUUCUCUUGUGUGAAAGCGAGGAUGAACAAAAAUGUCUGGAAACACUGGAGCUUGGAAGUUACGAGAGAUGCCAAGAUCAGAAAGCCUUCCUUAAACGCAAAAGACAUUUUACACUUAUCCCUUCCCCAGGAACCAAGGUGCAAGAUGUCAAAUUUCAGGCCAAAAAUGCAGAAGAGAGGGAUGCAUGGAUCCAGGCUCUGAAUGAGGGAAUAAGCCGAGGCAAAAACAAAAUCUUGGAUGAGGUAAAGGUGGACAACACCAUUUCUUUAGAGCAUGUGACUAGGGACCGAGUAAAGAUGGGAGCUGCGAAGAGAAGACCACCUACUAGGGUACACCUCAAAGAAGUAGCAGAGGCUGCAUCAGACGAUUCUUUAAGGCUAGGCCUUGAUAUUUUGAAGACUGAAGUUUUAACAGUUGUCCCUCGCAUCCCUGAAGAAGUGAACAUUGGUCUCUCUGUGGACCCUCGCAUCCCUGAAGAAGUGAAUAGUGGUCCCUCUGUGGUAACUCACAUCUAUGAAAAGUCUGAACAGCAAAAGGAACCUGAAGAGAAGGAGAAAAAGACUUUUAAAAUUCCAAUGCCCCCCUCCAAGCCAAUUCCUCCUACAUCCACUGAGGUGCUCCACCCAGACACAACAGAUAGUGACUCUCAGAUACCUCGCCCACCAUCCCCCCCAUCAAAAACACUCAAGGAAUGUGUUUAUGCCCGAGAGAAGCUUUUGUCAGAGGCAGAAGAAACAAACGAUAUAAUGAAACCUGAACUCAAGAAACUUAGCCUUGAAAAUCUGGAAGUUACCACAAACACUCCUCCUAAACCUCCUCCAAAGAUCUUAUCUGAUAAAAUGAAGAUUAAGUGGGUGGGAUCUUCAUCCAAUCAUAUGGAGUUAGAAGGUAUUAAAUCACAGGAGAAAGGAAGCAAAGAGAACCUGGUAAACUUUGACUCUGAUGAAGGUAGAAGAUCACCAAGUCCUCCUCCAAAAGUGUUAUCUGAAGUUAUGGAAGCUCAGGACUUGAAACAUAGCCUAAGCAGUCUUGAUGGUGAAAGUAAGGACGACUCUAACCAAUCAGAUGAUCAAGAAAUAGCUGAUGCAAUAGAUGAUCUUCAAGAGCUGCCUGGGGAAAGCAGUGAUGAACAAAUGCCUACUAUGGCAGAAGAUGAAGAACAGUCAGAAAUUGAUGAAAUCCAGACAAAUGAAACUCUUGAGAAAAAAGAAUCCUUUGAACAACUAAAUGGAGUUUUAGAGACCUCAAAAGUACCAGACGCCGUACCCCACAUGACUUGCAAGUUAGCCGCAUCGAGUAUUUUGAACACAAAACAAAGAUCAUCUUCCAUGGGAGAUUUACUGUCAGAAGCUAGCACAGAUGAUGGAAGUAAGAACAGGCAGAAAACCAAUGUGUUGCAGUUCACUAAGGACUACUUUUAUGAGAUGGAGAUGAAGCUGGCUAGUGGAAGGGAAAAAACUGAGACCCUUCUAAACCAGGUUUUGCAGGGUCAGUUGAUAAAGAGUAAUGAGGGCAAUGGGCCAGAAGUUAAUGCAGAGGAACUUCUGAAUGAGGCAGUACAACAACUUAGAGAAGCAUCACAGGUAUUGCAGGAGAUCAAAGAAUCCGGAAAUUUAUCAAACAUGCCUGAGACAAUAUCUGAAAAACAGAAAGAGAAGCAGAAGGAACUAGUGACUCUCUACAGGAGGAGUGUACCAUAGCGCUGUUUUGGGGGUUUUAUUUUUCCUCUUUUUUUACAUUUUUAAAAAAAAAAAUAUUUUUAGUGAUAUAUUGAGAUGACGUCUGGGAGACAACCAACUUCAAAAACCGCUUUGGAACCAUUUUACAUCUCCGUCUUUCAUUUUUAUGGCUACCUUAGGAUAAAAUGAACAAGAAGUCAUGUAAUUCAUACUGUUGCCUCUUAGUAUUUUGCAAACCACAUUUCUAUAUUUUGUCUGUGGCUGUUCUCUACAUGUUCCUAUGCUCAAUCAAGACUUUUCUUUGUAAAAAAAUCUUUGAAGGACUCUUGAGAAAUACUUACGUAAUUUGUCAUAAAAUGUCCAUUAAUAGGGUUACCAUCUUGCAGUACUCAAUAUCCAAUAUCCAAUAUCUCAUUACACUGAGACAGCCUGGUCCUGAAAAGUCAUCUAUUAUAUCACUUCACUGUUUUGUAUUCAGGGUUUUGCUCCACAUAACACUGUACUGAGGAGAUAGAGUUUUUAUUUAGGCAUUUCCCUGUUAAAAAGGGGGAAUAUGUUUGCUGGCAGUCUUUGACAAAGAACUGGUUAACAUUACAAGUCGUAUUACAGUCCCAUUUCCAGCGAAUGUUCCCGGUUUCCCUUGUGAUACAAAGUUGUUUAUUUCCUCUGCAAGCAGACUCUUUGUCACCCUGUACUCUCCUCCCUCCUGUAGGUCUUCCAUCAAAUGUAGGGUCUAUUCAAUAGAGAAAGGGAGAGAAUUGAGAAGGGAUUUGUGAAUUUCAAACCAAAAUAGCAAAUCUGAAUAUUUUUUAAGUUGUCCUUUUUUCCCCAGCCCAUAUAUUGGCCCCAAAUUGUCAAUUCCCUUUUCACUUCUCAAUAAGUAUUUUUUUAAAGCACCCAGAGUCUGCUAUAUAUAUGCAAGCUGUAUAUAAAAAUAUUUUCCAUACUGCUUUU